GGGCGGUAGGAUAUCAUCAAGUUGGAAAAGAGAAAAGGCCAUGCCAAGACUGCCCUGCCCCAGGCAGCACGCGGUGCCUGCCUGGAAGUGCCUGGUCCGAUCAGGCCCCACCAGGCGCUGCCUGAUUCUGCCUGCGGCUCGAUCCCGUGCCUGCUUGGCGGUGAGCCUUUGGACCCCACGCCUAUCACUAACCCGAUUAGGGAGUUCCAUCACAGAGCUUAAAUAUCAACAGGAGAAUCUGCUGCUCUGCCGAUCCAGACAUCUCAAUCCUCUUUCUCAACCCUCGUCCUCUUUUCAUCCUUCUGUUCACUCUCUAUCAUCAUCAAGACGCUUUCACUCCACCAUGACUUCCACCCUCCCUCCCCUGCCCGCAAAGCAUCAAGACCUGGUCUCAUGGAUCCACAACCACCCAGACACCCCAAUUAACGAGCUCAUCAGACCCUUCAAUGAACACGAAGCCGUCGUCCGAAAGCUCUUCGCACAGGAACCAUCAAACCCCCUUCUCCAGAACAACUACCUCAACAUCGCCCCCCUAUACGACCAAACCGGUACUAAUGACGUCAGAACCCGAGCCCGCGAACCGGCCGCCGAAGCUCCUGACGUGCGUGACAAGUAUGUCCUACCAUUGUCUGAGGACGCUCGACGGCCCAAUGGCUCUCCUGCCGUGGUGUCGAGUCUCAGCGAGUUCAAGAAGAACUUCAAUAUCUUCUCCGAAGGCUCACUCAGCGACAUGGACUGGAGUAAUGUGGUAGUGGCCGGUAGCGCGGUGGUGACUUCGCUGCUGCCGGUACCGGAGGAGUAUCGCAGUUCAAAGCGCGCGUUGCGGCAGUAUUAUCACGAUAAGUUUGCGCCGGCGUCGGACGUCGAUUUGUUCCUGUACGGACUGAGCGAGGAGCAGGCCAUUGUAAAGAUCAAGAUGAUCGAGGAUAAGGUGAAGAAUGCCAUCUUGUAUGAGACGACGACCGUGCGCACCAAGAACACGAUCACCAUCGUCUCGCAGUACCCCACGCGUCAUGUGCAGAUUGUGCUGCGUAUUUACAAGUCCGUCUCGGAGAUCCUGACGGGUUUCGAUGUCGAUUGCUCGUGUGCCGCGUACGAUGGAAACCAGGUGUUUGUCUCGCCGAGGGCCCUGGCGGCGUAUGUGACGCAGACAAAUCAGAUUGAUUUGAGUCGACGGUCGCCGUCGUAUGAGAAUCGGUUGUCGAAGUACUCGCACCGCGGGUUUGAGAUCCACUGGCCGGCGUUGGAGCGGUCGAGGGUUGAUCCGACUAUCUUUGAGAGAAGCUUUUCCAGAACCGUUGGUCUGGCAAGACUGCUUGUUCUUGAGAAAUUGCCUAAAUCAUCGGAUCGGGAGGAAUAUAUGGAUCAACGACGGCGCGAGCGCGGACGGCCUGACCGAGUGCGAAGAGGUCGGGGCGAGUUGAACGGUAACGUCAAAGCUGACUGGGAGGAUGAGACCCCGGAGUGGAUGGAGGGCGAUGAGCUGUCGGAGUAUAACACGGUCACUAUACCAUAUGGACCCCGGUUCCACGCCAAAAGGAUCGAGAAACUGCUCUACACAAAAGACUUGCUUCUUAACGCAGAGUGGAACAAGCCGAAAGACAGAGAGGUUCACCUGCAUCGCCAUCCUGCUUUCUUCGGCAAUGUGGAGGACGUCAUCCAUGAUUGCUGUGGGCAUUGUCCGGUUCCGGUGACCACUGAAGAGAAGGAGGUGGCGGAGAAAGAAAGCAAGACGUACAUUUCUGGAGAAAUCUCGUUUAUCAAGGAUGACCCUGGUCGCCAGGAGGUGGGAAGUUUUAACCCUAUUACCGAGACUGAUUGGACAGAAAUGGCUUACAUCGGAAACACCGAACGUCUCUGUCACGCCAUUGUGGACGGGGAUCUGGACGCGGUCAAAGAAUGGCUAGCUGGGGAGGAUGCGGACCCGAACAGCCGCGACUACACCGGACGCGCCCCGUUGCAUCUUGCUUGCAUGACGUCCACACCUGAGAUUGUGCAAUGCCUGGUGGACCACGGGGCUAGAUUAACUGCUCGCGUGGCUGACGGGCGAACGCCUCUUCACAUUGCCGCUGCUAGAGGAAGCGUGGAAAUAGUCAGAAUCCUGCUGCACAAGAGCGAGGAGAAUGAAGCUGAGGAGGACAAAAAGGCAGAGCUGCGCAAGGGCAAGACCUUGACUGAAACUGCUACUGAAGAGGCCGGUGAUGAAGACAUUGAAAUGGUUGAUGCCGAGGAUGACGCAACCUCUACCACCGGCUCGUUUGUCAAGGUUGAGAAGGAAUCCGAAAGCCGUGAAGAUGCCGAAACCUUGCCCGGAGACGAAAAUGACGACGAGCCUGAUAUCUACGAUAUCAAUGUCGUUUCUUGGGACAGUCGCACGUCUGCACUUCAUCUGGCUAUCCUCAACAAUCAGGUGGGUGUCGUGGAAGAGCUCGUCGGCUCCUUUGGGGCGGACGUCCUGCUGCCGAUUAAACUGCUCCACAACUACGAUAAAAGCCCGCGCGCCGCCAUCCUUACCCUGGUCCUUGCCCUUCGACUUCCCCUGGAUCAGGCAGUGGUGAUGACCGAGAAGCUUCUGCAACUGGGCGCCACGCCGACCCAGGCCGAUCUGGAUCACAACACUCCCCUUCAUUACAUCGCGGCUACGCCCUAUCGCGAUCUGAUCGAUGUUUACAUGAAAUGUAACGAGCCCGCCACCAAGAAGGCCCUGGAUCACCUUGCAACAGCUGGUAGUUCCUGGAACCCCACUAUGUAUUCCGCCCUGAUGGUGGCGAUCGCUGCCAAGGACAGCACCAACACCAUAAAGCUGCUCGAGCACGGAGCGACCCCAACCAUCUCGUUCAAUAGCUGGUUCAAGUCUGCCGCAGCGGCGACGCCUCACAUCCGCAAUCUGAACAGCGAGACGAACAUGCGGUCUUUCCAACACGGUGUGACACAGCCCAUCAUCGAAGCGGUCAACAGAGAGCUUCCGGAAGUUGUGCUCGAGCUUUUGAACCGGGAGGUCGACCCGAAUACCCUAGACAAGGCCGGAUACGAGGCGCGCAAUUCGAGCAACAAGAGCAGCUACUACCCGGGCAAAUCUCUCCUGGACCUUGUUCAGGACAAGCUCAAGGAGCUGCGAGGAUACGAGGGCGAGACUCGUUUCUUCGUGGAACCAUCCUCCAUGGAAUCGGAUGACGUAUAUUUUCAGGGCCUGGAAGAGGGAACUUACAAGAUGUGGUUGGCGCGAGAGCAAGUGCGGAGGGAGCGCGUGGAGUACAACGAGGCCAAGGAGGACUAUGACAAAAAGGUCCGAAACUUCGGAACGAGAAAGGGGCUUGACGAGAAGAGAGUCGUCGUUCAGCGCCUUAUUCAGGAGUUCGAGCAGGUGGAACAGGUUUUGCUUGAGAAGCGUGCCAAAACCUUCAACGAGAUGUACCCCGACAUUGAAUCGACCGCUGUUUUUUUCAAUGGAUCAAAGUAUAAGCCUGGCGAGCCUGAAGUGUUCAAGCUGAAGUUGGACUUUAAUAUUCCGGAACUCACGGACGAAAAGCGGGAAGGUUAUUUCAAACUAUUCGAGGCAGCGUGGACCGGUGAUAUCCAAACAGUUCAGGCGCUUACGCUGGGAAUGUGGGGAGACGACAACCAACAGCAACCUCUCCAGAUUACUGCCUUUGAUACUAAUGAUAUGUCGCCGUUUGGUAUCGCCGUCAUUCGCGGACACUUCGAGUUGGCCGAACUCAUCCUCGAGAUUGCCCAGGCGCAAUACAAAGUGGUGGAGACGAAGAAUCACGAGCGUUAUAACAUGGACGAUGACAGUGAGUUUGACGACGACAGCGACGAGAUCCGCAUCACUAGCGAGACGAUUGACGACAAAUUCACCGUGGAUGAUAUCGGAGCGUUGGACUUUGAUGUUGGCAGCACGAUCUCUCCUGGGAGCCUAAUAAUUCGGGAAUACCCUGUGUGGAUGUUCAUGCAGGAUCCACCGAAGAUCGGCCUGAUGGGCAGGCGCCAUGGCUCAUUGGAUCUUCUUGAGUAUGCCAUUCGGGAGGACAAUGUUCCUCUCUUGACAUUUCUUCUUGAGAUGGGUCAGAAGUAUCAAACGAGAGAUGAGACUACAGGUUCUGAGAUCUUCUCUCUGUGCGAGCCUGAAAUCUACCUGGCGAUUGAGCUGGGUCGGCUGCGUUGCCUGGAAGAGAUCAUCAGCCGUACGGGAGCGGAUCUGCCGAUCGACCAGCUGGUCAAGAGGAGUGGCGUACAGGUUCAUGAGAAACCCAAAUACUACCAAGGCCUGUCUAUCCACGGACGCAAGCGUACCGACUGGGCUGCUGCUGGAGGUGGUCGGAGGGGUUGGGGGACAGAAGAGCCCGAGACGGACCAGCAUCCCCCUUUGCUGGUGUCUGCCUUUCGGGGUAGUUUGAAGAGUACCGAGUGGUUCCUGGGCACAGCUCCGACACGUCUUUACCUCAACUUCACCAAGCAGCAUGGGGAGGAUAAACGGCUGAGCCUGCUAGCUCAGUCUAUGGAUGGAGUCGAAAAGUCCGUGAAAAACUGGUUGAACACGAGAAGUCACUUGGUCCUCCACUGCGCUGUCAUGUCCAAACCCACCGCCGAAUCCACCGAACUUGUUCAGUACCUGAUCACCCACUACCCGGAGUGCAUUGAAACCAAGUCCGACUACGGAUACACACCGCUCGCGCUCGCCUAUUCCCUGCGCCGUGUUGCAUUCGCCGAACUACUCAUCAAAGCGGGAGCCAACCAAACGAUCCGAGACAGUAAGGGCAACAACCUGAUCCAUCUCAUGCUACGCAGCGCCUGCGGAGACCACCUCGAGGACCCCGACAACGUGACCAAGCUGCUCAACCUGCUCGACAAGCGUCUGGUGUAUUCCAUGUUCAGCGAGCGCUCGUCCGACGGCCCUGGAUCCCUGACUCCAUUCGCGCGCUGGAUGCAUUACACUUACUCAGCAAGACCCUACUGGCGAGACGAACGCAACCAUAACAUGGAAACCGACAAGCGGGUAGAGAUUGUUCGCGCUCUGCUUGACUUCGCCGCGCCCACAGGCCAGAAACACCUCGAGAUGCUCGACGGCACCGGCAACACGCCCAUCCACGACGCCGUGAAAGGCCAACUCCCGCAGAUCUUCGAGUUGAUGAUCACCCACCGCCCGGACCUGUUGCACCGCGAAAACUCAACCGGCACCACGCCCCUCGAACUGGCCGUCGACGCGUGGACCAGCGAAGCGACCGAAAACCCGCCCCCGAUCCCCAACAAAGACGACCGCGGAUAUCGGAGUAACACUGGCGGCAAGAACGUGGUCGAUACAUCACCGGAGGACCUCGUACAGAAGCCAGCGGCCAGCGAACGGAAGCUCAUCUGCGACAUCAGUCGCGCACGAGUCAGCGGACGGUCGGAGAAGCGGAAAUUGGUGAGCUUGAAUGAAGCUAAUGAGGUGGCCAAGAGACUAGCGGUGCAGAGCGAGGCCAAGGCGCGGGCGAUUCGAGGGAACGGGGGUGUAGUGGACAAGGGGGCCAAGAAGUGGUCGGAUGAGGUGACGAGGUGGUAUCAAACGGCGAGGCACUAUACUGAGAAUGAGUGA
Aspergillus melleus is the source of this 5575-nucleotide messenger RNA. Its product is annotated as ankyrin repeat protein. Gene Ontology annotation, molecular function: protein binding. Lineage: Eukaryota; Fungi; Ascomycota; Eurotiomycetes; Eurotiales; Aspergillaceae. The record is from RefSeq and is a predicted model, not a curated record. The transcript has 6 exons. The coding region runs from base 41 to 5575 and encodes 1844 amino acids.